AGGGAGGAGACAAAGCCGCCCGCAUACAUCCAUGAUGAUGAUAUUCAGCAGCAGCAGCAGCAGAGGCAGAAGCAGACGGAGUCUGGGAAAGGAGCGCCGAGCACGGAGAACUUCCUCGAGGAUUAACCGCGGUUAAAAGUUUAUUUGUGUUUGUUUUAUGAGGUCAGAUUUCGUCAGGAGAAUGUCUCCUCUAGUUCUUCUGGUGGUUCUGCUCGGAGCGUGUUCUGCCUCGGCUCCAGCAAAGAAUGGAACAUUAGAUCCAAAAACCUUUAUCUAUCAUGAUCCUUUAGCCACCGAUGAACCGUUUGACCCGGAUUCAAUCAUUGGCCUGGAUUCAGGAGAAGAUGGAAUCAACAGAUCUAUAAAUGCCAGACCACGUAACGUCACACAUGUCCGUAAAGGACUGUCCGAGGAGGCGCUGCUGUUCCUAACCGGCCCCGUGUCCACCAUCCUCAUACCGUCCUUCUACACGCUCGUGUGCUGCAUCAGCGUGCCCAUUAACAUCUGCGCGGUGCUGGCCUUCACUCGGGGGAUCCGGCCCAAGAAGGCGGCGGCGAUCUACAUGCUGAACCUGGCCUUUGCCGACCUCCUCUUCGCCGUGCUGCUCCCGUUCAAGAUCUCCUACCACUUCGAAGGCAACGACUGGAGGUUCGGGGAGCUCAUGUGCAACGUGGUCACCGGCGCCUUCUACUGGAACAUGUACUGCUCCGUCCUCCUCAUAGCCUCCAUCAGCCUGGACCGGCUUCUCGCCGUGGUUUACCCCAUCGACUCCCUGGGCUGGAGGACGCCGAGGAACGCCGUCAUAGUCUGCGUGGCCAUGUGGGUCCUGUCUUUCGCCGGCUCCGUGCCCCUGGUCAUCUCCAACCAGACUUUCUAUCUCAAAGAGUUGAACAUCACCACCUGCCACGACGUUCAGAGCUCGCAAAACUUGGCCUGGCUCAAGGCGUACUUCGUCACCCUGUGCUGCGUCCUCUUCUUCCUGCCUCUGGUCAUCACAGUGGUCUCGUACUCCCGGGUCAUCUGGACUCUGAGCAGCGUCCCCAAGGGAGUCCCGAAAAGCUCGCGCCGCAGAACGAGGGCGAUGGUGAUGACUUUCACCGUGCUGGUGAUAUUCGUGCUGUGUUUCAUGCCCACGAACUGCGUCCUGCUAGCCCACUACCUGCAGUUUAACAAGGCCGCGGAGAAGAGCCAGGAGGACCCCGACGGCUCCUACGCACUCUACCUGGUGUUUCUGUGCGUGGGGAGCCUCAACUGCCUCCUGGACCCGCUCCUCUACUACUUCGGGUCGUCCCAGUGCCAGAGACAGCUGUCCAACAUGCUGACAUGCAGGAAGAUCACAGAGAGGGGCAGCAUCACCAGCUCGUCCUCCGACUCAUGCAGAUCCAGCUCCAGGACUAUUCUGAAAUCCUGCCGCACGGACGCCUCCAACCUAAACAGCUCGGUCGCAAAAAUGGACUCUUACCAGGAAAGCCUCAGCAGCCAGUACAAGAAGCUACUGGUCUGAUGAACCCGCAUGAAUCUGUGAUUUUUAAAAGCUAUGAAACUAUAUAAAAUAUGUCAUGGGGUUCAAGUAAAUGCAAACACAGAGCACUUGGCUAACAGCUGUAGAGAUAGAGGGUUGUAAAUGGAGGGUGAAGUGAACCCAUUAUGUGAACGGAAACACAUCUUGGUUUCACAGUGAUGAAUGUACAGUGACAGACGUGCCAUGAGUGACGUAAACCCAAACGAAAGGAAGGAAGGAUAUGGAUAAGAAUGUGCUUCCAUUGAAAUGCUUCUAUGUGUAGCAGAUAUUGCAUUUAAAUGAAGGAAACUGCUCACUUUUUCUGUAUUUUAUUUCAAAUGUACAUAUAUUUGCUGAUAUUUCUGUAUCACCUGUGUAAAGCUGUUUAUCGAGUUUUUUUUUAAUGUAUUACUUUUUAAAAAAACGUUUUUUUAUUGCUGCUUUUUGCCUUUGACUUUCACCGUAGUUAUUAUUAUUAUUUUUUUAAAGCUAAACAUGAAAAAAAAAAUGUAAAAAGUCCCCCCCCCGUGGUUUGUCCCAUGCUGCUCCCUGCUGGUGGGAAGUGUGCAUUACUCUAUUAAAGCUGUCUGUUCCACCACA
Messenger RNA from Mugil cephalus (flathead mullet), 2101 nucleotides. RefSeq names its product proteinase-activated receptor 1-like. Gene Ontology annotation, biological process: thrombin-activated receptor signaling pathway; positive regulation of blood coagulation; positive regulation of Rho protein signal transduction. Gene Ontology annotation, cellular component: membrane. Bases 158 to 1504 code for a protein of 448 amino acids. The transcript has 2 exons. Gene Ontology annotation, molecular function: thrombin-activated receptor activity. The record is from RefSeq and is a predicted model, not a curated record. Lineage: Eukaryota; Metazoa; Chordata; Actinopteri; Mugiliformes; Mugilidae.